This is a messenger RNA of Morus notabilis, 1261 nucleotides long. Its product is annotated as protein XAP5 CIRCADIAN TIMEKEEPER. The coding region runs from base 83 to 1093 and encodes 336 amino acids. Lineage: Eukaryota; Viridiplantae; Streptophyta; Magnoliopsida; Rosales; Moraceae. The record is from RefSeq and is a predicted model, not a curated record. Gene Ontology annotation, cellular component: nucleus. Gene Ontology annotation, biological process: chromatin organization. The transcript is spliced from 12 exons.
UAGAAUUUCGCGAGCGUCGUAGGUGAACAGAAACGAGAAGGGUUUAGAAGAGACAGACAGAUAAAAGGUAGAGAGAGAAAAGAUGUCGGGCAUGGGGGACGGGUACGUGGGGACGGCCCAGGACGCCGUGAGAAUCCGACGGCUGGAGAAGCAGAGAGAAGCCGAGCGCCAGAAGAUCCAGGAGCUCAAGACCAAGUCCGCCUCCGCCAAGGACCAGCCCGGCCUCCUCCAGUUCGGUUCCAGCACCUCCGAGAUUCUCGAGACAGCGUUUAAAAAGGAAACUGUCGGUUUGGUUACGAGAGAGGAGUAUGUUGAGAAGAGAGUUAAUAUCCGGAAUAAGAUCGAGGAGGAAGAGAAGGAAAAGCUUCAGAAGUUACAACAGGAGGAGGAGGAGCUCCAAUUACAGAAGCGUAAAAAGAGGAAGAUUAAGGGGAGUUCUCGUUUGUCCUUCGCAGAUGACAUUGAGAACGGAAGUGAAAAUGAAGAUGGAGAAAACCAAAAUACUGAUUCAGCAAGAUUACGCAAUGCUAAAUUUGGCAAAGAUCCCACAGUGGAAACUAGCUUUUUGCCAGACAGUGAGCGUGAGGCUGAGGAACAAGCUGAGCGUGAAAGGUUGCGGAAACAAUGGCUACUUGAGCAGGAGCAGAUACGAAAUGAGCCCCUUGAAAUUACCUAUAGUUAUUGGGAUGGAGCAGGCCAUAGGCGAGUGAUCCAGGUACGCAAGGGUGACACCAUAGGAGAGUUUCUUCGGGCUGUUCAGCAACAACUUGCACCAGAGUUUCGAGAGAUUCGGACGACCUCUGUGGAGAAUUUGCUUUAUGUGAAAGAAGAUCUUAUCAUCCCGCAUCAACAUAGUUUCUACGAGCUAAUCAUUAACAAGGCUAGGGGCAAAAGUGGACCGCUGUUUCACUUUGAUGUGCAUGAGGAUGUAAGAACAAUUGCCGAUGCAACGAUAGAAAAAGAUGAGUCUCAUGCCGGGAAAGUUGUUGAAAGGCACUGGUACGAGAAGAACAAGCAUAUUUUCCCUGCGUCAAGAUGGGAGAUUUAUGAUCCAACAAGGAAGUGGGAGCGCUACACCAUUCAUGGGGACUGAUUAAAUAAAUACUAUUAUGUACUAUUGUUUUUACUCGUUUCUCCAAAGUCUUUAAGAUUGAACAUCAGAAUGAGAUAGGUAGGAAAGUGGAGAUUUCAAACUCAUCUGCUAAGCAUAUUGGAUAUUGUCGUUAGUUUUGUUUGGAUUUUGAUAUUGUUGCUUGUGUCA